AUGGAUGUUAUUCCCAUUGAGCCUGGUGUGUUCCAGUCAUUGAACCCUUCGGAUAUCGAAUCAGUUGACGUAUUGAAGGACGCUUCUUCCACCGCAUUGUAUGGAUCAAGAGGAGCGAAUGGCGUGAUCGUUAUUACGACCAAGCGCGGUCGUGCGGGCAAAACGGUUUAUAGUAUCAAGUCACAGUUCGGUUAUGCAAACAGGACUACUCCAAAAUUUGAAAUGUUGAAUACACAGGAGCGUCUGCAAUUUGAAAAAGAAGUGGGGCAGGAGUUUGGUAUCACAGCGGGACCAGGCUGGUACCUGUCACGUGAUAACCCGGCUAACGCUGGUCUGUCUGCGGCCCAACUUACCGAAAUGGAUCGCCGGCUUGAUAGCUUACGGAAUAACAACACCAAUUGGGUUGACCUGUUUUUCCGUACAGGUACUGGUAAAUAUUCUUUCAAAGAUAAAUACACACUUAAUCUUAGUUAUCGGUAUGAUGGCGCUACACAGGUACCGGAUGAAAGACGCUGGAAAGGAUUUUAUGCAGCCGGUGUUACCUGGAAUGUGAUGAAGGAAAGAUUUAUGCAGAAUAUGAAUUUCCUUAACACAUUGUUGCUCCGCGGAAGCUAUGGGCAAACGGCCGCCCAAUUCGCCAAUGACUUUGCUUAUUUAGCUAACUAUGCUGGCGGUGUAGGUUCAAGGUAUGAUGGUAUCCAGGGUUUGAGCCCCACAUUUGGCAAUACGAAUCUUGAUUGGGAGUAUACAACGACUUCAAACAUUGGUGUUGACUUUUCUUUCUGGCAAAGAAAAGUGAGGAUGAAAGUAGAUGUGUACCACCGCAAGACUACCAAUCUUGUCAUCAACCAGAAUCUUUCAUUCACGUCCGGUUUUGCAGCGGGACAGGUGAAUGCCGGUACGAUGGUAAACAAGGGCAUCGAAGCAGAUUUUAAUGUUGACGUGGUGAGAACGAAGGAUCUGUUAUUCGCCGUCGGCGGAAACUUUGGUUAUAAUAAGAACAAGAUUACAAGUCUUGGCUCAGUCAACGAGUUUAUCCAGGGUACGGGCAUUAUUCGUGUAGGCCUGCCAUUGGGUUCUCAUUACAUCCCGAAAUGGGGCGGAGUAGAUCCUGCAACUGGUAAUCCAAGAUACUACAACCGUGACGGGUCUAUCACUACAACUUAUGAUCGCGCUAACCAAAGUGUUGCUGAGUUUGGUACGUCGAUUCCUCCUUUCACGGGUGGCUUUAAUGCAUCUGUC
Molecule: messenger RNA, 1242 nt
Organism: Ostertagia ostertagi
Lineage: Eukaryota; Metazoa; Nematoda; Chromadorea; Rhabditida; Trichostrongylidae
Source: the annotation of a GenBank genome assembly